Messenger RNA from Symbiodinium necroappetens, 2733 nucleotides. The record is from the annotation of a GenBank genome assembly. NCBI's taxonomy places the organism in Eukaryota, Dinophyceae, Suessiales, Symbiodiniaceae.
GUCUUCGAGCGAGCGCUGCAUGAUUGGGAGGGCUUCCGCCGCAGCCAGGCCCUGCAGCUGGCGUCCCAGCUCCUGGCCCCCGAGCUCGGCAGAGAAGCCUUCGAGCUUCGAGCCGAGGCAGUAGCGCAAUGCCCCUGGGAUUUGAGCGCUUGGGCAGCCUGGCUCAAGACGCGGCCGUUCCCCGUGGCAGCGCUGCAGAGCCGCACAGAGGCUGCCGAAGCAGCUGCAGCUUGGCCAGGUGGCGUGCGAAACCUGUCGCGUUCCCGACCUGUCCGGGCAAGUGUGGACGAAGACCGUGCGCAAUUCGUGGUCGACGGAACCGACUCGGAGUGGCAGCUGGCCAGGUUUCCGGCUGACGCUUCGGAGCCUCAGUGGUUGGAAAUUGACUUGGAGCAGGCCAGCGUGGUGCACGAGGUUCGGGUGAAGUGGUGGGGCGACUAUGGCUCUCGAAACACCCUGCGCAUUCUAUCGUUGCUUCAAGACGCGGGCCUCGAGGGCACGGAUGAUGCAGGUGUUUUUGUGGAGCGGGGGCGCAGACAGCACAACGCCGACUUCAACGGCUGGACAGAGGUGCCUGGUUGGGAAGACCCCACCAGAAUCUUGCGCUUCGAGGUUGGCAACCCUUGCCCUGACUGCUUUGGGCUGAAGAAAAGCUACGGUAUACGAAGAAUUGAAGUCAUGGGCUGCCGGAUGACGGAAGGCAGCCCAACCCCGGCAGCUCUUCUCCAGCGGUUGGCGGAAGCGUCCUUCCCAGAGUUGGAGGCUCCGUCGGGCGACGCAGCGAACUUGCAGGGCCAAAGUCGCAGUCUGACAGAGGAUGCCGCCUCUGUUCAACUGCACACCUUCUCUGGCCGAGUCCGUGCGCCUCGCCGUGUGAGUGUGAGAGGCGGUAUGACCACCUUCUCGGUGCAUCAUUUGGCUCGAGAAUUUGCUAGAUCUAUCACUGAUCACUGUGAAGCGCAAGAGGUCUUUGACAGCGAUGGCGGGAGCACCAACAACCCCUGUCGAUUUAUCAGGCCGCGUGCUUUCACUUCCGAAAUCGGUGGCGCCAGCUUGUCCCAAGUGAGACAAAUCUUGGAUCGAAGCUGCAACGCCCGCACGGUGCAGGAGGCCCUGACGGAGGUCCGAGGUUUUGCAAGCCUCGGGCACAAUCUCUGGUCUUACGCGUACCUUCGCAUGCUGCACCACAAGGAUCCCAACUUGUUCUACCAGACUCUGCUUGCCGAGCCAGCCUUCCUCAUGCCCAUGGUCUACACCCCCACAGUGGGCGAGGCCUGCCAAAAGUUCGGGACCCUGCCCUUCUUGCCUCGUGGCUGCUAUGUGUCCCUAUCUGACCGCGGAAAUGUCAAAGCAGUCCUUCGAGAGUAUGCGGAGGCACACUUGCCCAAAGACUCGAGCGGCAAGCCGCAGUGCCAGUGCAUUGUCUUCUCGGACGGCGGUCGCAUUCUUGGACUCGGUGAUUUGGGCGCCUGGGGGAUGGGAAUCCCAAUCGGCAAAUUGGAUCUAUACACCGUGUGCGGCGGUUUUGAUCCAUUCAGAGUGAUCCCCGUCAUCAUCGAUGCUGGCUGCAGUGAUGCAAGCGGAAACUCUGCAAAGCUCACAAUCCGAGACCACGCCCUCUACACCGGGCUGAAGCAAGACCGUGUAAAGCAUGUCUCAGCCCAGGGUACAGAGGUGAACACUGCCUACUAUGGCCCCGACUCCUUCAUCGGGGAGUUUAUGACAGCUGCAUCCGAGCUCUUCGGGCGAAGCUGUCUCUUGCAGUUCGAGGACUUCAAUUCGAAUGAUGCCUUUCCUCUGCUCGAAGAGUACCGCUCCAAGUUCUUGACAUACAACGAUGACAUUCAGGGUACAGCCUCUGUGGCGAUCGCUGCUGUCUUGGGAGGCAUCAAGCUGAACCGGCCCCACUGCACUGAUCUUUUGACCGACCUUAAAGGUCUGCGACUAUUAUUCCAUGGCGCUGGUUCAGCCAAUCUCGGCAGCGCCAGCUUGAUGCUGAAGGAAGCCGGUGUGCCAGCGUCCUCGAUCCUGGUCACGAACUCCAAGGGUGUCAUUUGGAAAUCUGCGGAUGGCAAGAAGGGCACCUUCAAGAACGACGAGCAGAAAUCGGUUGCAAGCGUGGGUGAGCCGAAGGGCUACGACGCGACCAACCUGGUUUCCAUCAUCAAGCAUCACAAACCAGACGUUCUUGUGGGUGCCGUCGGCCGCGCACCGGGAUGCUUUACAGAGGAAGUGAUCAAAGAGAUGGUGGCAGUGCAAGCAGCGAAGGGCGGAGCAUUCCGACCAAUCAUCUUCUCGCUUUCCAACCCAAGUACACAGGCUGAAGUGACGGCCGAAGACUGCUUCAAAUUCUCGGGUGGCAAGGCGAUCUAUGGUUCAGGGACCAAGUUCGAGCCCGUGAAUGUGCAGGGCAAGAUCCGCGCGCCAGGUCAGGUCAACAACUUCUUCAUUUUCCCUGGUGUCUCCUUCGGCGCCAUGUGCUGUGAAGCGAGCCACAUCCCGGACCGGCUCUUCAUGGAGGCUGCCGAGGCCGUGGCCAACUCUCUGGACAAGGCAGACAUGGAGCUGGACUCCGUCCUCCCCAGCACCGGUCGGAUCCGUGAAGUGGGCCACAACGUUGCUUUGAGGGUCGUCUUGGCAGCACAGGAGGCUGGACUUGCCCAGAAGAAGCUGGGAGACACAGCCGAGGCGCAACACAAAACGACUUGCAACACCGCAUGUACUGCAUCAUGA